CUUCAUUCAUAAAACCACACUAGUAGCUCUCAUGUCAACAUUUAUAGAUUUUCUCUAACUUGUGUUUGUCAUUCUGUGACUUGAAGUUUAACCACAUGCAUUUACCUACAGAUUUAAACGGGCUUACCCCCUUCCCGGACUCUCCUCACAACAUGUCCGAAGUUUUGCCCGGGGAGAGAAGUAUAAGUUCGGUACUUAACGACACUGGAGGUGGUGAACUGGUUAGGACAGGGAGUCCCAACUUUGUGUGUACAGCCCUGCCGUCUCAUUGGAGAUCCAACAAAACUCUACCCCUAGCUUUCAGGGUAGUGGCUCUGGGGGAUAUUAAGGAUGGGACUAAGGUUCAAGUCUCCGCGGGAAACGAUGAAAAUUUCUGUUCUGAAUUAAGGAAUUGUACGGCAUAUAUGAAGAAUCAGGUGGCAAAAUUUAACGACUUGCGUUUCGUUGGACGUAGCGGACGCGGAAAAAGUUUCACAUUGACGAUAACAGUAUGUACACACCCACCUCAAGUUACUCUUUAUCAAAAAGCCAUCAAAGUCACUGUAGACGGACCACGAGAUCCGCGCAGCAAAAUCAAACUGCGGACUGACGAUCGUCGGGUUCGAUGUCCACUCGACAUGCCCUCGGACAGAAAUCCAUUUCCGAAUCCUUUGGAAUCCACUCGAUUUACACAACACAUGUCGGACUGGGGUCCAGUGCGUAGACCAACGUCACAUCCGGGGGAUGCCUCCAGACGAUUACAGUCCUCAGAUUCCAACGGUUUUCACCACAAUGAUCCAAUUGCGAAAAGAAAUCAUUGGGGAUUCGAUCCCUCCCCGUACCCCUCCAUCACCACCCAUGCAUCAGUCCCACCCUAUACCCAGUCUCAAGGGCUCUCUGUCACAGGUAAAAUUUUCAGAAGGCAUCAAAUUACCCCCGCCACUCCUAUCACUCAACCAAUGGACCAGGUGCUUCAAGACAACAGAAUUCCAAUUAUGUCCAAGGAUAACACUCAGUUAGACAUUUUACCCCCAAAUCAGGAUAGAUCAAUGCCUGUCAUUAUUCCAGACCCACAGAGAGCCGACGGAACAACUCUAGAACAAAGAUCAUCUUCACUUGAUCAACAACUUUCGCUGUUCCCGAGAUUUCCCGAACACCGAAUGUCCGAGUCUCGUUUUCAAGAUUCUAGACACCUGUUUGGUUCCUCCAGUUUACCGCCAUAUCCAUCUACAAAUUCAAAUCUCGCAAUUCUUCGCGAAAGUGCAAUCUUAAGAGCAUCAGAAAACAUUUCGAGAGAAAUUAAUCGGGAAAUAUCACUGCCUAUACCUGGAUCCCAUAAUAGUUACCCCAUGAUGACCACAAACGAAAUUCUGGAUCGAAUUAACCCACCAACGACCAUGACGUCAUCAUAUUUGAGCACGUCUCCAACAUUACCCUUUUAUCCACAUAUUUAUUCAAAUCAGCCACCAAUGCAAUCCAGUAUAUUGUUCCCAGAAGAAAGAACAUACGCAAUUUUAGGUCAGAGGUCACAGGAAAUUAAUACAGUGAGAGCAGAGCGCCCUCUCUCUGGUACUCCACCGCGCUUGCCAAUUGAGGGUCCAAACAGACAAAUGAUCCGAGACGACGUUGAUGAAAGAUCAAGAAUGGAAGCAGUUCGCGCUAAUAUCAUGCAACCAAUGGAAACUCACGUUACAGACGCCAACAAUUCUCCUGUUCGUCAAGGCGCGAAUUUGAACACUGUUGCGGACGUCUCAUCAGUAUGGCGACCAUAUUGAGGACAAUCAUUUACAUACACUUUUUCCCUGCAACUUCCCAUGUUGCUAUUGUCAUUUUGGCGGUCUUGUUGAAAGCAACAAAUUGUUUUUCUUCGCUGAAUUUGACACUUGUUUUCAAAUCAAAGGCGGGAAAAGAAGGUUAGAGCGCUUGAGCAUUGAGGAAAUGACGUCUACCAGACGGAUUGUUAUUUUGUUGAUGUAUGUAGCUUGAGAGAGAGAGGGGGGACUGAUACUGAUUUGAUGGUGCUUGAAAAUGGUGUAUUUUGAGGACAUUGUCCUGUGGAAUCAGCUUUGGUUCUGUGAUCUCAAUUUGCGUUGAUUUACGCUUGAAAUGUACAACGUGUUUAUUCUCGAAUGUUGUGUAAAAAGUCCAGUGUUUUGAUCUCAAAGAUUUGUGAAACUUAACUUUCUUUGUAUCUUUAUAUAAAAAUUUCAACUGUGGAUAUUGUGCUAAAAUGGGAAUGUAAAUUACAGAUUGUAUUUAUAAGCUUUACCACAGGUCCUUGAAAUUGUGCAAGGACUUUUUUUUUGUCAAAUUCAAAUGUUGUAAAUUUUAAACAAUUAUAUUACAAUCAAUUUUGCCAAAGAAAUCCUUUGGGAUGAGAAAAACUUAGAAAUGAAUCAAGGAAAAGGAUAGUCUAUAAUGAAAGAUGAAAAGUAUUAUAGAAAAUGUAUCAUUGUACAUCCCAGUCAUAUAUUUAUUAAGACAUCCCACUAUUUCAUUCCACUUUUUAAUUAUGUGUUUUUUCAUGCGAUCUUUCCAUGUUUUCAAUAUUACGAUAAAAUUCCUAUCAUAACACCACCUCUAUUUUUAUUGUCGGUAAUGUUGUCUUGUUUUUGGUAUGGUACCGUUGAUUAUCAUACAGAUAUCCUGUACGACAUUUAUAAAUACUACUAUUUAUCUUUUUUGAAGAUUAUGAUUACCUGCCUUAAAAGGUUAUCCAUAAAAAUUCCUUUUUGUAUUCUUAGACCAAUUUGUCUCUGAACAAACUUUAAAAAGAAAAUCAAGUAGAAUGGACAUAGUAAUUACCAUGAUUUUAUCAAUUUACAAGCUCUGUCUGGAUAUUUUUAAGAAAGUGCUGUAAAAUCUUAGACUACUAUGGUCUCUGAUGAAUUUGUUUUGAUACUCUUUUGUAUUUUUUCGCUUUAGUGCUGUCUGUUUCCGUGUAUGUCCGCACUUUUGUGUGGUUAUUCAAUAAAAUGUUGAUAUAUGUAA
This is a messenger RNA of Saccostrea echinata, 2970 nucleotides long. Its product is annotated as runt-related transcription factor 1-like. NCBI's taxonomy places the organism in Eukaryota, Metazoa, Mollusca, Bivalvia, Ostreida, Ostreidae. Gene Ontology annotation, cellular component: nucleus. The coding region runs from base 96 to 1754 and encodes 552 amino acids. Gene Ontology annotation, biological process: regulation of DNA-templated transcription. The record is from RefSeq and is a predicted model, not a curated record. The transcript is spliced from 5 exons. Gene Ontology annotation, molecular function: RNA polymerase II cis-regulatory region sequence-specific DNA binding; DNA-binding transcription factor activity, RNA polymerase II-specific; ATP binding.